Mus caroli (Ryukyu mouse) is the source of this 1183-nucleotide messenger RNA. It is a transcript of the gene Spmip5, whose product is annotated as sperm microtubule inner protein 5. Lineage: Eukaryota; Metazoa; Chordata; Mammalia; Rodentia; Muridae. The record is from RefSeq and is a predicted model, not a curated record.
UCUGCCUGAAUUAAGACUGUGCUGUGGGGAAAUGAGCUGCUUGUCAUUUCUCCCCAUGCCAGUUUCAUGAGCCUUACGUGAGCUCUUUCUUACAUGGUGGCUCCUAGGUCUUUGCUCAUCUUUAUAUUGACAACUCUGUCCUGUUUCAUGGCUAAAUAUGCACAUAGUUUUAUUAGGUUGAUGGUGGGUGGAUGGAUGAGUGGGUGGGUAGGUGAAAGUGGUAGGAAGGGUAUCUCUGGAAAGUGAGACAUUCAUAGGUGGAGAUCUGCAAGACGCAUAAAAGAGUAAAAUGGAGUCUCCCAAGACCUUCAUGAGACAGCUGCCCAUCACUCCAGGAUACUGCGGCUUCAUACCAUGGCUCAGUUGCCAGGAAAGCUCCAGCGAGGACCGCAUGAAUCCCUGUGUGAAAGCGUUCCAGGAGAGAACGCAGAGAUACAAGGAGGACCAGCAGGGACUAAACUGCUCUGUGGCCAACACCCCACCCCUGAAGCCCAUCUGUUCUGAGGACACAGUCCUGUGGGUGUUGCAUGAGUAUGCCAAGAAGUACCACCCCCUGACUCUGGAAUGCAAAAACGAGAAGAAACCGCUGCAGGAACCCCCUAUCCCUGGCUGGGCAGGCUACCUGCCCAGAGCCAGGGUCACUGAAUUUGGCUAUGCCACAAGGUAUACCAUCAUGGCCAAAAAGUGCUACAAGGACUUCCUGGAUUUGGUGGAGCAAGCCAAGAGGGCUCAGCUGAAGCCAUAUGAGCAAACAUACGAUGUGAGGGCUGCCGAGCCUCUUAGCCCUUCUUCAAAAAUCUUGCAGCUGCAAGGUCUCUCACGCGCAUAUCCAGCAUUCUCUGGGCCAGGUCAAACACCCCCAAGUGAGGACCCCCAAGCUCCCAGGCCCUGUGGCUGUGCUCAGUGGUCCAGCCAGUCAUGCAGCAGGAAUGUGUAUGGGGAGCCACCAUCCUUAGCAAAGGCUUUUGCCGAGAGCUAGAGCCCUGCAUCCUCCCUAGGAGAUGUAAGCCUCAAGGGAGCACAGACACCUGUUGUACUUGCAUCAAAACUAGCCCCCUCACCCUCUUUGGGCAAUGAGGUGAUUUAAUAAGAAUUCCUUAACUGCUGCCCCCAGUAAUUAGCAGUGUCUCCUAAGACAGUCUGCGGAUUCAGAGGCUACAUCUCAGCGUACUAAGCUUGUUGG